GCUAUAGAGUGGCGUUUUGGUUGAGUGCGUGGCUUUGUUAAUCAUAUUGAUUUGAUGGAAGUAUAUAAAAGUAUGUAUCAGAUAUGAUACAAACGGCAAUAAAGGGUUAAACAACCUUUUUUUUGUCUCCUUUAAUCUCUUGUUUUAUCUUUGCAGGGUCAUCAGGAAACAUCAGCAUGAAUUUCAUCUGUUUUCUGGCAGCCUCACAGGGGUCUCCAGUUAGCUGCACUUUUCAUUUAAAAAAAAUAGUUGAUAUAUUAUUUUUUAUUUAAAAAUGACUAAUAGCCCUGUAAUACAUAUUGAAAUAGCUAAUAUUGGGUUAACUUCAAUAAUUUAACAAUUCAAAAAAUGCAGCCUACAUAAAACUCUGUUAUAGUUCAGCUGUGCAGGUCAAAAUUAUGUGUAAAAAAGACACCAGAAGACAAAAUUACAGGACACUGGUGUUGAAAUACUCCUACCGUCACACACAGACCUGUAAACACAAUUAGGACACCACCUUCCUCAAACUCUCACAUUUCUAAUAACCUCCGUUUACCGUGACUCGUUGAACCUGCAGCUGUCCUGUCUGCGCAUGUCCUCUGCCUCCUGCCCCGAUAAUGAUGCUCAGACUGGUGCCUGCCGCUGGACGAUGCUAGAGGAGGAGGAGAAGGAGGAGGAGGAAGAGGAGGAGGAGGUUUAGCUCUUGCUGCUCCACCCUCACUCAGCAGUGCACACUUUAAAUGUUUAGGCUCUGAAUUAGACGGGGGUCAUUUGGACGGUUCUUUUGUGGAGUACCUCGUCGGACGUUCGAGACCCUGACUCUUCAAGUCCUCAGCUCCCCUAAAACCCCAUUUCUCAGCUGUAUGUAAGUAUGUUUAACUACUAAAGAGAGAGAGAGAGAGAGAGAAGGAGUCACUUCACCGGUAAUGAUGCUGUUGUGCACUUGUCAACCUCUAACUUGAACUGUGUUUGUGGAGGAUGAAUGAAGUUUGAAGAACAAGAUGCUCAAAAACGUUAAAACUCUGUGAGAAAAUGUUAAUAAACAUGUUUUUUAACUGACAUUCAUACGACAGUUGUGUGUAAGAGCUGCUUUUGACCACAGUGAGAAUACUGUUGCUUUCACUGCACUGUGCUGCAGCUAAAAAGGAAGUUAGGUCUGAAUAAUAGGCUAUCUGAAAAAGAUGCAGGCACGACUCUAACCAUGGAGUUUCCUGUUUCCCAAAUAUGGUUGUAUAGAGCCGCUUGUCUGUCACACUGUUGUGACUGUUGACUUUACAGGACUGAGCUGUGACAGUUUCUGCAGACACGGGUGAAAACUAUCACCCGUUCAGUCUAACUUUUACACGUCUAUAAUGUAGAUUUAAAGUAUUUAUAAUUGCUUUGAAUUCAUCACCAAAACAUGAUUUCAAAAAGUCAAAGUAGAGUUUUUUUUAAAUCAUCAAUGCAUCUCUAAAUGACGAAGAAAUCUUGAGUUUAAAGGGGUUGUACUUCAUUAUUUCCGUACUUUAAAGUGACAGCUCUGUAUUAAAAAAUACUACACUGAAACACAUCGUCUUCAAUCUUCAUAAUUCAAUCGUUUUUGUGGAUUAACCCCAAUUACUUCUAUUCAAACUGAAUAUGACAGGUCUAUUAGCGAGAUGAUAACAGGAUGAUUGUUUGUGAGGCAGCCAAGAGAGGAAAUGAGUCCAAUCCUUCACAGGCCCCUCAGGCCAACUUUCACCCAUAAAUAGAAAGGUCACCGAGUGUCCUGUGUGACAUUCCUGCUGGUUUAUUAUUAUUACUGUAUCAUAUGAAUAUUUUAAAAACAUAGAUUUACACUGACUCCUAGUGUUCGCCUGACAGCACCGUGAGACUUCUCCAAGUUUACUCUACAGUCAGUGUCAGUUUGUGUGUCGCACCUGUUCCUUCUUAGUAAGGUUUUUCUCAUACAGGGGUAGUUUGGUCUCACAACUAAAGUUCUCAUGUGAUGAUGGCCGUCAUCCUUUAAGUAUCCAGUGUGUUUCUAUCAACGUGCUAUCCUGUCAACCCCACCGCAGAUAGAUGUCUCCUAAAUUCACUGGCUGAGCACCUAGCUGUGUUGACACUACUUAAAAAGAGAGAAGAGGCCUCAGUGAGGUAUUAACCGAAAUCGUGAGGGAAGUUAAAGGGACUGAGGAGGGAGAUGUGGAUUGGGAAGGGAGUGUCAGGAAAAGUCUGUUUACUUUUAUCUUCGGAAAUAAGAGAUCAUCAAAACAUCAGCUGCUCGGCACGUUUUCUUAGACCUAUCCACCUUCUUCAAAGAUUUCUACAAAUGCAAAGUGUCUGUCUCCAUCUCUAGUGAAUAUUUACCUAACAUCUUUCAUUGGUCUAUGGGUGGUUUGGUUUGGCUGGUCCCUGGGGUACAUUUUUAGGUUUUUCUCAGGAGGCUCAGUGGCUGUUUUACAUAGUUCCCACUCGAAUAAAGCGUGUGCCAGUCUCAGUGUUCUCAGAUAUACAGCAAGGGGGAUAACAGCCUGUGAACAGGAUCGACUCAGCGUCUGUAAUCCAUGCAUCACUGAGUUUUACCCUCAGGAGUUCAGAGGCUAAUCCAGUUUGACUCAUCAUGAUAUGGUUUAAGCACGGUGUAAGACUCACUGAAGCAAUUUUGCAUGCUGGUAAAUCUUGGGUAAUUUGUUUGAAAAGUACAUUUCCAACUUAUUUUUACAAAAUAAGAACAUAAAGAAUAAGACUCCUUUCCUUUACUCCUUAUUUGAGGUUUCUAGCAGCUCUCUCUGCAGGUAUCACUCCUCCUUGACCCUGACUCUUGCUCCUAAUUUCAGCCUAAUGCAUCUUAAAAUUAUUGCAGAUAGAGGCCUGUGUGAAGCGUGGUUUUUAAAAACCCCUUGCCCCCCUCAGGCUCUGCCUAGCUGUUAUCAUUUUGGAGUAAACGACAAGCCAGCAAGAGACAUACUAUUCCCUAUAUGGGCUUUGUUUGGGAGUUCACUUGCCUUGCUGUUUAGGUCCGCAGAAAAGAGUCCUGCUCCAGAGAAGGAGCCCUUAUAUGGUCAUCACAGCACGAGACUGGAGCCUCCUAGCAGGAGACUGGGAGAGAAAGAUGGAGGAGGAAAGACACAGAAGAAAUGGAUGUCGUCAAUUAAGUACCCACUUAGUAUUGGGGUAGAAGUAAUUGAGAGUGAGCAGUAAUGCCUUUGAGAAACUGCACUUGUCUCUGCAGUUGAGCUGAUAAAUAUCCAUUUCCCAGCCUUAAUCUUGCCAUCUAAACCAGAGAGGUAAACUGUUCGUGCAUCUCCCUCGUGGGGUCUGUGAGGGUCCGGGGUCGAGAGUGGGUGGGAAUGACUGCACACUGGAACUUCCCGAUGGACAAAACAUGUUAACUCUUUGAGUUACAGUCACAGAAAGAAGAUAAUGUUAGCAGCUUGACCUUUCCACCAAAGACUGAUCACUUACUGCAACAUAUUUUAACCUGUUUCUCAGUCCUAAAAGAAACAGAAGUAAACAUGAAGCAUCUAUAAUGUGCAUUAGAAACUUUGCUCUAAAACACUGUGAUCAUAACUGCUGCAUCACUGUAGUUUCAUUUCCUUCCUCUCAACCUUCCUUUGUUCCCUCUUGUGAAGGUUUUUGCAUCCUUGGUUUCUUCCUUUCUUUACUUCCUUCUCUGCCACCUCUCCUCUACCUUUCGCUUGCUGUCUAAUCGACUCUUUUACAACAUACAAAUAAUUUAUUCUCACCAACAGUUGGCCCUCCACCUCAACCCAAGAUGUCCAAGAAGGCCCCAAGCGACGAUGAGAAGUUCCUCUAUGUAGACAAAGACUUGCUGAACAGCCCCAUGGCUCAGGCUGACUGGGCAGCCAGGAAGCUGGUGUGGAUCCCAUCAGAGAGGCACGGCUUCGAGGCCGCCAGCAUCAAGGAGGAGCACGGCGAUGAGGUGCUAGUGGAGCUGGCUGACAACGCCAAGAAGAUGACAGUCAACAAGGAUGACAUCCAGAAGAUGAACCCUCCCAAGUUCAGCAAGGUGGAGGACAUGGCUGAGCUCACCUGCUUGAAUGAAGCCUCCGUGUUGCAUAAUAUCCGUGAGCGGUACUUCUCUGGCCUUAUUUAUGUAAGUAUACAGAGAAAACUUCAUUCAAAUGUGUCAUAACAAAUCUACGUAACAUUGACAGCUGUUAAAUAUGAAUGCAAACACAAAUAUCGUACAUCUCUAAUCAUUUAAGGCUGAUUAUCUUUCCCCUCAGACUUACUCCGGUCUGUUCUGUGUGGUGGUGAACCCCUACAAAAUGCUGCCCAUCUACUCAGAGAAGAUCAUCGACAUGUACAAAGGGAAGAAAAGACACGAAGUCCCUCCUCAUAUCUACUCCAUUGCUGACAACGCUUAUAGGAACAUGAUGCAAGGUAGGGAUAUCUCCUCCUGAGUUGUUUUCUCACAUCCCAAGACUUGCAAACUACCUGAACUGAUUUCAUUGAUAAAUACUCCAGAGAGGGGAUUUUCUGUCCGUCUCAACUCAGCUACAAAAUCCAUGAACUCAAACAAACAAGUGAAUUGGAUUUUCAAAGAAAUAAGUAAUAAAAAGUUUAACCAAUGAGAGCCAGUGUAACUCAAUAGUAGGGCUGGGUGAUAAACCGAAAAUUUACCGAUACUGAAAUUUAUGACAAAAACCGACGUCAUUUUGCUCAUAUCAGUAUGUUCGGUGUCAAAAAAAUUAAAUAAAUAAAAGUUGUUUUUAGAUGUGUGUAGGUAAGUUAAUAUGGGAGGGGGUGAGCAGCUUGUGGAGUAGUUUUCACCCAUUUAUCAUUAUCAAGGUGAACUGCUCAAUAUAUCGUGAUAUUGAUUUGAGGCCAUAUUUCCCAGCCCUUUUCAAUAGCCAUGUUUACAAGUACAAAUUUCUUGAUCUGAUUAAAAAAUUAGAGGAAUCGAAAAAUCUGAAUCCUCUGUUUAUACGAGCGCAAAAUCAAAUAAUCUGAUCAUGACGUGCGUAUACAUGCACCGAUAUUUAUUCUGAUUAGAAGCAUUUGGACGUGCGCAGUUGUCUGAUUUCGCUAAAUCAACUGCAGAAGAAGAAGAGUUGUAUUGACGUCUGUGCUGUCAACAAACCAACAAACGCGGUAGUGGUUUCACUACAUCCAAUUCAGGAUUUUUCCCUCGUUAAAUGUUGUCACUAGAUGGCGCCCUUGCUUGCUUAUUUUACUGUUCUGUCAAAGGUUGCACUGUGCGUGCAGAUGUACACCUUGUUAUGUUAUCAGAGGAGCAGACACGGCACCUGCGGUUGUGUUUUAUGCCAGAGUGUUAAUAAUGAAACCUCCUGAACUGACUAUAAUAAAUAAGCCAAAGGCUAAAGAGUGAAGCUCGAGUCAGGUUAGAGAGUCACGAUCGUAAUAAGUGUUUUACAUGGACGUGUUUCGGAAUAACAAUCAGCAUAAACCACCCCUCUCGUUCAGAAUACAUUUUCUUUCCGAUUGAGCUAAAUUGGAUCAGAAUUUUCCGAUCCACAUGUUUACAUGACGCUUUGUUAUUCCGGGCAUUUAUUCCGAUAAUUUGUGCCCAUAUUAAUGCAGCUAAUGACACCUAAAACUAACAACACCAUGAGUAUGGUCAGUUCAGGCUGUUGGCUUUGUGUGUUUUCUCAAAGUGCCUGCAGCUGUGAAGGCCUGUGGGGUUAUGUUGUGGUAUCCGCUGUCAGAAGUCUCACUUCUGUUUGCGUGAUGACAGCUGUCAGCAUUUAGCUCUAUCACGUUUGCAAAGUGGUUAAUAUAAAAAACACAAACUGGUCUUAGUCGUCAGAUAAUCGUGCACAGUCCAGAAUCUACUUUAAGUUCUACUGUUGGUGGUCCAAAAGGGUGUUAUAACAUCUAAACGAGUAUUUUAUGGACUAUUUCAGAGUCAAUGUUUCGUAUAGGUGAUAACAUUGGCCUUGGCAGAGUCGUGCUUACAGUAAAUGGCUCUUGGAAAGUCCUGAAGAGGUAGGGGCUUUAAAGCGUCUGGUUUCCCAUAGAAACUAUUUCUUAUGCUUCCAGGGGGUCGUGCCCACUGGACUUGAUGUUGACGUGAGGAUGUUCUCUCAGAGGGGUUGACAUCUGGAUUGAGAGAUGGGUGGAGGGCAGUAAAACAUUUCCUGUUUCAGCCCCUCUCUUUUCAUAUGAAAUCAAAAGCUUUUUUUUUCCUCCUCAGUGUAAACCACUUUUACUUCUGUGUAAGUCGGGGAUCUCCUUGUGAAUGGGCUUAAGAUUAUACUAAUAUCUUUUGGUUUGUUUAGUUUCCCAAUGACCCAGUGAAGCGGGAUGUUUAGACAGGACUUACAGUUCAGAAAGGAAGUAAUCUUUCAGGGAGCUUUAAGGAAAGUGAGUUUAUCCAGUCUUCUUAACCAUGCCAUCCAGUCCCUGAGUGGACAGAACUGAUUACUGAGCCUGCAGACCCUGAAUACACAUCUCAGACUGAUCAUACAGCUGAUAGUUUUAGCUCACCCUUAAAGUUAAAUAAAUCCCGCAAAAUCAAAGAUCUGAAUUUGCUGAAUUACUUUUGGAUUGCAGACAUGAACAUCCUAAAACGGGUACUGCUUGUCUUAAAGAAGAAUGCACUCAUGUGUACACUAGUGCAGAGGACGUUGUUCUAUUUACUGCUGCAGGGAUGGUGUGUAAACAUAUUGUCACAAGUAAACAAGAAGAGGAAGAUGGCUUGGUGUUCGUCUGGGUGUUUGGAUUAGACUUCUCUUUCAGCUCAUCUCUGAAGAUGAAACCACACAGCUGUGCCGUUCCCAGGAAAUAAAUGAGACUGAAUAUUUUUGAUCGGUUAAAAUAUCAGAUGGUAGUUGGUGCUUUUUGGUGGACUGGCUUCAGAGGGUAUAGUUGUUGAUGCUUCAGUGGGAUUUCCCAUGAAGUGGUGGGGGAUGAUGCUAAGGCUGUUCUACGCCGAAUGUUACAGCAUCAACAAGUCACAUAUUAGAGUGGAAGUGGGGCAUGACCACAGCAAAUCCAGAUAAAUCUCCUAAGCUUUAAAAACAUUCUUCCUUCAAUCUUGGCCGAGAUCCCAUUCCUCUAAAAUUGUGCCUCAGUCUUUGAUGUCUUUGAGAUAAAAAUGUGCAAAUUCCCACGGGAGAGUUUUUGUGUCCCCUGUGUAAGAAUUAGCUGUGGUGUGGAUUCUUGUAGCUCUCGAUGUUCACUGCUCAGAUACAUGAAAAGACAAAAGCGCCCUGUUUGAUUGAAUCAGUACCACAGGGAUAUUCUGAAUUUUGCAGAGACAAAAACACUCAUCGCUCCGAUUCUCUGGGGCAAAACUGAGCGUCGUUUUUGGAUGUUUCACAGGAGCUCACAACUCUUCCCACCCCUCCUCUCGCUCUUUCUCGCUCUUUCUUUAUCUGCCUUAAUUAGGAAGUACAGAGGGGGAACAAGCUGAAUUUUGUGAGCAUAUGUGAAACAAAUAAAAAAGAAGCCCUAGACCAAACACAGAGACAGCAUCAGAGCUAGUUUACACUUCAGGGAUGGUUACACACAGUAAUAAUGUUAGUGUUUGAUUCGCAGGCACACAGCUACACACAAAGUGACAAAGUCUGAUGUGACAACACGUGAAUUUACUGCACAAAGAUGAUGAAGUGAUGUGGUUUGCUCUGUGUUGUGUCUAUUUUUACUGCCGAUCAUUUCGCAGCGUCGUUUCAGGAUGUCAUUUACUGGGGGGUUUUAUGGGCCAAAAGUCUCCUUUCUUUCAGCUGUACUCGACGUACUCCCCCAGGAUAGUUUUUAUGGAAGGAUGCAGUCACAAAAUAGCCUUACAUGGACUCAGUGUAUUCUCCCCGGAGUACUUUUGGAGACAUUUUAAUGACUCACUGCUCUGCACAUUUAGAGCUGAUUUUCAAGGUUGAAAAUCAAAGUUCAUGUGGGAACCCUCAGGAAACACACACGGUCUCUAUUAACCUCUAAACAGAGUUUAUUCUUCUUUUUCUUUCUCUCUGAAGAGGCGCUUGUGUUUUCAUUUGUGACACACACACACACACACACACAGCAUUGUUGUAUAAUACUGUCCAUGUAAGGGCUGUAAUCAACCAAAGAAAUUCUUGGUCGACUAAAACCCUGAAAUUUUUUAACCAAAAAUCGACUAAUCAGGGAAAAUAUACUGAUAUCAGCUCAAGGAAGUAAUUGAACACAAAAGGCUAAAAUAUGAAUAUUCAGCAAGCCACUGGACGGAAUAUCCCGCCUCCUUUGCCUCUGAUUGGCUAGAAAAGCUGGAAACGUCAUCAUACGCUUAAACCAAACACAGGCUGUCGGCUCUGUACAUCGAACAGAACAUUAAAGAAUACUAUUGCACUUCUCAAUCUUCUAACUCUAACCCAACGGACGAUGAUGUUUCACAACUAUAAGGAAUAACGAAUUGGAGCCCAAAACUUGUAGCCGAUCAGAGGCGAAGAAGGGCGGGACCUCCCCCGAGCAUCCUACAAAAAAAAAGUCGACUUAGAGUUCAUCAACAUCAUAUUCAAGUUUUCAUCUGCUCUUUAGUUACUCUCUGAUUCUUGAAUAAGUUUGUCUAAUUCUAAAUGUAUUCAGUAUAAAAUAAUUCAUACACAUUCAUUUGCACCAUUAAGACUUAACAGAAUGGGUUUAAUUUAUAAUGAUCUAUGUUGGAAUUGUGCGGCAGAAAGUGGCACAUUUAUUCAUUGAUUAUGAGAAUGCUCUAAGAUCCUCCUCUUGUGGGAAAAAGUUAUAGAUUAUAUGAGCAAAUCAUUAAAUUACGAACUUCCCAGAUCACCCAGAUUGUGUCUCCUUGGAGACAGAACCAUGGUACCCCUGUUGAAUAAAUAUCAAAUUUUAAAAAAUCAAAUUUUAUUUAUAUGGCGCCAGUUUACAACAGUUGUCACCCCAAGACGCUUUCCAAAGAAAAAGAGCAGGUCUAGACCACGCUCAUUGAUGGAUGAAUUAUCAAGACCCAACCUAAGAUGGGAUUUUGCCCAUCUCAUCUAACAUGAGUAACAGUGACAAGGAAAAACUUCCUCUGAACAGGCAGAAACCUUGGGUAGGACCAGACUCAUGAUAGACAGCCACCAGGCCGCUGCUGGGUUGGGGAGGAAUACAGUUUUAGAAGAUUAAAAGCUGGCCCAAUAACAUGUGCACGGACAGUUCUGAGGUGUUGGAAGGAACUCCAAGCUCCCACACUGAAUAUGUGGAAAACACAGAUGAUGGGGACUGUGAAAAUGAUAUGAUUAAAGAAAAAUGGAAUAGUUUUGGUGGACAGAUGUGUUGACUUUCUUGCCAUGCCAACUAACUUGCCUGUCUUAUUUUUUAUUUUCUUUCGUUUAUUUAUUUAUUUUAUUAUUCUUACUAUUUUUGACCUCCAUUAUAUCUAUCUUGUUUGAUGUUUGUUUGUCUGUUGCAACAUUGAAAAAAUGAUAAACUUUAAAUUAUAAAAAAAUAAGUUUGUCUAAUUCUGUAAACUCUCUUUGUGUCAACAGAUCGUGAGGACCAGUCCAUUCUCUGCACGUAAGCAUAAAAAAAAAUCCCCACCUCCAAACUCUCACUGUGUCUCCUUCUUUAACCUUUUCCCUAGACAUCACGUUGAUACUAGAAAGACGCUGGUGUUUGUAUAUAUGCUCGAAUGUGUUGAAGAACAGUUACAUAAUGCUUGUGUAAACACAGAAGUAAACGAAGGAGAUGCCUUUCACUGUCCAGAAUCAACAUGUUGGAAUUAAAAGUCAUUGAGAGGAUCACAUUGCUAUCUUUGAGUGACAUUGCUGGCUCCGUGCAGGAAUCUCCACUUUGAACGAUUAUGUUGCAUCUAUUUUGUAUUCUGGAUGAGCGCUCCCAGAGGGGCCGUGGCCUUGCUCUCCUCCGCGACCCGGUCAGGAAGUAUGCCCUGCAUGCUGAUGGGAGAACCAGAUUAGCUCUCCAAAUGUUUGGGCUCCAUUUUGUUUGUUUAUUUGUUUGAAACUAAUUAUUGAAAACUUUGGCUGUGGUUAUCAGACAGUCAGUGAUAAGGCCUUUAUUUUUCUGGCAGCACCAGUCUGUGGUAAAGUUUCUGAACUUUAAUUUCCUGCAAACAAAUUAACCCAUAGAUUGUUUUUCCUCUUCCUUCUUUACUGGCCGUACUCUUGCUGUGGUUCUGAUUUUGUGUGUUUAUUGUAUAUUCUUCUUUUCUCACAGGGAUGAUUGGUUGAUUUCCUUCUUUUCACAUCCAUCCCACUUAAUUCAGCUCUGCUAUAUUUACUUCUGCAUGCAAACUCAUUUAAAAAAAAGGGAUUUCUUUGCUUUUACUCAAACUAGCAGUGGUAGACCAAUAGGGACUGAACAGCAUCCUGAAUGGAUUUGGAGUGGCAUUAGAUCUGCGCCAUUUUGAGGACUAUUAAGAAGAUGCUGGUAAACGUUACCAUCCAGACUGCAGUAUUUCCUGCGACAGUCUUGAGUAAACAGAAGCAUUGCUCGCUCUUUAGCAUCCACUUGUUCCAGUAAAGGAAAUGAAUGAAAGAGCUCUUAGUUUGAAGUACUGAUGCCAGGAUGCAGCCACUUCUUUGGUAAUGGUUGAUCAUUUCCUCAGCCAUCAAGAUUUCUCCGUACAGUUUUGGAGAACCUUGGCAGGAUUCCUCUUGUCUUUUUACAGGAAGACGGUGGUUUAUAGCAGCUGUGGGCAAGCAUGAAAAAAAUUCCACAAAGUUUUUUUUUUUUUUUUAAACAGUCUAACACGGUACGCCGGGGUUAACAUGACCAUUGAGCUGAAAAACAUCCUCCCUUUCUUUGGAACAUUGGUCAGGUCCACACAGACACCUUCAGAUUUGACUUUGAGCUACAGCUGCCCUCAGCGUCUGCAGGCCUUCGGGACCAUAUAUGGGAGAAAUGUUUCAUGGAAUGUCAUGCAUGACAUUCUCAGUCUACGUGCCUGUACAUACGUGUUUAAUUGCUGUAUACCAUCUGUUUUUGGUGGUUCUGUUCACAGAGCAAUCAAAGGUUGAUGACUUGUUUUUUCUCGCUUAAAAUUCGAUAAAAGUUUAGCAAAAUUUGUUAAUAGGUUAGCAUAAAGAACUUGUCUUAAAAUGUCCUAAACUGUCUUGAUAAACUGGUUUCAAGGUAUUAAAUGUAAAAUUAUUUGAAUUUAUCAACAAACUAGCCUCAAAAACCAGCAUCUCUUUACAGCCCCGCCCUGGAAAAUAAGGUCAAAAACAGCUAAUAAAGAGAAGAUCAUGAAGUUGCAGACUGUCACUAGAGAGGUCUGAUUCACAACCUUUACUAGCCCCAUUAUCUCACAUCUGCACUAAAAGAGGAACCAUCUCAAAUUAGCAUUCUGGUCACCAGAAGAUAUUUCUCUGACAACUGAGGGGGGUAAAGUUUUGCACCAUCCAACUUUGAGAGCAUCUUUUUAACGCCAGUCUUUUCUAUCAGGGUUUCAAGAAGUCUUCAAAAGUAUAAGAUAUUUUCUGAUAGACCACCUCUAGAGGAACUAGCAGAUGACUUGAGUAGGAACCUGGAUAUCAUAAUUUCUUCCUGGCAAGAACAAGGUGGAGUAAUUAGACUCGACUCAGAGCCAAAGCCCUAACACAGGGAGCAUCCCAUGCCUAAUAUGGAGCGUUGUCUGUCGCUGUUUAUUGACUUCUGGCUUCUGGUUCUGGUAUCAUUCAACUUCUCUCUAAACUUCUAAGACUGUUUUCUGGAAGGAACAUGUCCCUGCUUCUGAGAGUUUGAGGUGUUGAAUUUCUAAACAGGAUUAUAAAUCUUUUAUUUUUGAUAAGUUUCAGGAUGUGCAUCAUUCAUUCAGACACUCAGACAGUUCAUAUGGUCAGUUCCGUAAAACUAUAGAGGGAAAUGAGAUAUGAAACUUCAUUCAUCUGUUAGCUGUCUUUGCUUAGAGGCUAGAAAUAGGGAACACCUCACCUGACUUUAUGCACACACCAGCUUUGUUGCAUGUGAUGUAUCCCUGUCUCUCUCGGGUUUCCUGUCGAGGUCCAAAUCAUAGACUGUAUAUAAAUUGGACGCCAUCUGCCUCCUUGCUGGGUGAAGCCACUCUGAGAACAGCACCCUCUGGUGACAGGCUGCAGUAUAGGUCAUAAAUCCCGCCUCCUCCAGCAAUCCCUAUGAAGCUGUGGACAAACUUUAGAAAUUUAUUACACAGAAUAUAAAUGUUUGUCCACAGCUCCAUAGGGAUUGCUGGAGGAGGCGGGAUUUAUGACCUAUACUGCAGCCCGUCAACAGAGGGUGCUGUUCUCAGAGUGGCUUCACCCACCUAAGAGGCAGACGGCGUCCAUUCUAUAUACAGUCUAUGAUCCAAAUACUUUCUUUUUAAUGAGGAGCCUGACUUACUGUUUCAUUUGAAAGUAUUUCUUUAAAGUUCAAAUAUAAGCAAAGAGGAUUAAUUUCCACAUUUUAAGAUCAUGUAAAGAUUAUAACAGCUGUUAAGAGGAUCUAAACUCAGGGAUCAGACUAGUGUAGUAAGCAGACUGAACAAUAACAUUGUGCUUAGUGUCAGACAUUGGUGCAGCUCUCUGUGCUCCACAUGCUUUCUAUUCAAUUUAACCGGCUUAUUGAACUGUGAACAGACUGUCUGUGCUUGUCUUCGUGUUAUCUCUCAUUCCCUUACACUAUCUCUUCUCUGCAGCAUUUAAUCCCCCUCUCACCUUCUUCUUCUCUAGUGGAGAGUCUGGUGCUGGGAAGACAGAGAACACCAAGAAGGUCAUCCAGUACCUGGCUGUCGUGGCCUCCUCACAUAAAGGCAAGAAGGACAGUAGCGCUGUAAGUAUCUGUGUGGGAAAAAAAAACAAAGAAAAAACAGACGAUGUUGUUUAAAAAGUUUGGAUCUGUCAGCCAGUUCCCUCACUCUUCAUCAUGUGUAGGUAACUGCUCAGUUUAACCAUGUGUAUAUAUUGCCAUUUCCUCCAAAUAGCAACAAUCAGGAGCACAGUUUGCUUACGUGAGUAAAAGGGGAAACCUGGAGUGUGUUUUUGUGUGUGGUGUUUGUGUGUGUUCUUUCCUUAGGAUAGACAACUGCAUGAAUCAAGUGUCACUGAGUUGCAUAAAUGAACGUUUUUUUUACUUUUGUAAUCAUUUUUCUUACACCAAGGGUCAAGAUCCCGGGAUCUUACUGUCCUAGAGUUAGCGUUGAUUACCCAGAUAGACUGCAUGACCAUCAUAGUACUUUCCAAACCUGCCCGAUGAUCAGUGAAGGGUGGUUAGCGUUAGCAUACUCCUGAAGUAGUUAAACUAUGUUGUGUCGUCCAUCUUCUCAUGAACACCCUCUUACUGCCCGUGGAGACGAGGUCGGCGGCUCCCUCGCAGUAAAAGGGUCUCCUCUCACAGUACGAAGAGCACAGUGUGAGCAUGCCCAUCUCCUGUUUUUAUCUAUCAAACACAACAACAAUCAACCUCCCCUACACCUUCCUUCCCCCUCUCCUUAGCCCAACAUGCCCUUUAGUGCAGCGUUGGCUCUCUGGUUAUAAUAAUGAUGAUAGUUUUAUUUAUGUAGCACCUUUAACAACAAGGUGGUUAUGUGUAAGAAUGAGCAAGGAUCUCUGUGACGAAGCAAAACUUUCUUUCCGGGACCUCUCUCAGCCUAAGGACCCCGGGAAACCCUGUGCAGUUGCAGUUGUCACCUUCUCAGUAUUUGGCUCAAUCAUCAGCCUCCUUCUCAUGUGGUAGAUUUGAAGAGUGUAUGCAGAACAGUCUUUCCUAUCUUUCCUAUCGGGGUCACUUCCUUUCCGUUUCUGUCUGCUCUGUUUCUCUCCUUUUUUUCUGUAGUGACUCAAAUGACCAAGACCUUCCUCUUUGCUCUGCCAACUCUCAGCUGCACUUCUUCUGCUGGUCUGUAUCUUUGCUGCUUUUUUUCUAUAAUAGUCUUCAUAAAUUUGACCUUUAAUCACUUCAAUAACCUGUCUCUAAUUACAAGGUCAUAAAUUCUAUGGUGGCCCUGAGGUGCAAAACACAACAGCAAAUCGGAAAACACAACACAAAAAGGAGAAAAAAAACAAUAAAAGAGAAAACACUUACCUACUUAAUUAAUGUGUUUUCUGAUUUGCUGUUGUGUUUUCUCUUUUUGUGUUGUAUUUUCUUUUUUUGUGUGGUGUUUUCUCUUCUUGUGUUGUGUUUUCUUAUUUGCCAUUGUGUUUUCUCUUUUUGUUGUUUUGUCUUUUCUCUUCUUGUGCAUUUUCUCUUUUUGUGUUGUGUUUGCUCUUUUGCCAAUGUGUUUUCUCUUUUUGUAUUUUGUUUUCUCUUUUUGUGUUUUCUCUUUCUGUGUUAUGUUUUCUCCUCUUGUGUUGUUUUUUUUUAUUUGCCAUCGUGUUUCCUUUUUGUGUUGUUUUUUUUAUUUGCUGUAUUCUUUUUUGUGUUGUGUUUUCUCUUUUUGCGUUGUGUUUUACACUUUAGGGCCACAGAAUAGUUCUGACCACAGGCUGUAUUAUUCUUUCCAAUCGUCCCCUUUUUCAAAGUCGAUGGUGACACAAGUCACGGCCUUCGCCUCUUUGUUGCUUUAGCUCAUUUACUGAAGGGACUGUUUCUAUACAAGAGAGUAUUUCAGGUAGAAGUCCACAGCUCCUGACCUUGAUGCUAGGCUAACACAGGCCCCUUUGAUCAGGUGGAUUAGCUCGAUGCACAGUGACGGGAUGUCCGCCUCAUUUACCCACCAUCACCCUGUUCCACCCACCGGGCUCUGCAGUCACGCUGGAGGCAAAUCACAUCCAACAUCUCUGUUUAUGAAUCAGAAUCAUUAUAACAUGCUGACACACUGAAUGCCAAGACUUUCGUUAAAGGCUUGAUUCAUUUGUACAUUAGUCAGAUGCCUUCCCUGACCCUGAGUAACCUCAUUCCCUCUCUUACCACAUCAGCAUCAAGAGCUUUUUACAGUUUUUCCACAGCUGAUCCAGAGGUAUUUAGAGGUGUUCAUUUGUCUGUGGAUUAAAGUCAGUCAAUUAAUAUUUACCAAGAAGUUUAUAUCAGUAAAUAAAGUUUAGUUAUUGAUCACCUAAAAUUUUACUUGAUUUUUUUUUUAACCUGAUGAUCUUCUCUGUAGUCCUUUUCCAACCUGAUUUACUUUAUCUCCACUCUCACCACCACCUGCACCUUGGACCCAGCAGCUGUCCGGCUUCUAACACUGAUGUUUGUGUUUCUUGCUGUCGUCACUAGGGGGAGCUGGAGAAGCAGCUCCUGCAAGCCAAUCCCAUCCUGGAGGCCUUUGGAAAUGCCAAGACUAUCAAAAAUGACAACUCCUCCCGAUUUGUGAGUCUCUUUUAGACACUUUGUGCUUCAGUGCAGCUUUAUUCAGUGUACCGAACAACUUCAUAUAUUAUCAUGUUUUGUUUUUGUUAUGAUCUCUCUUACAGGGUAAAUUCAUCCGCAUCAACUUUGAUGUGACCGGAUACAUUGUUGGAGCCAAUAUCGAGACUUGUAUCCUGGCCAUUUGUUUUGUGUUAUUUUUGGUGGUCUAAGAGAAAAAAGGGCAAAAGGCAAAUAAAUCAGGGUCUGCUUUUAAUCCACCAUGGUUCACAGCAAAAUCAGGAGUGUUAAUUCAACUCCCACAGUGUUAAUUUUAAAACUUUUUCUGAGUUUAUCUAGUUCUCAUGGAUUUUGAGUAAAAUUUCACCUUGUAAAGCGUUAAUAUUUGAACUCUUUAAUAGUGUUACAAUUUGACACCCUGAGUGUUUUUUAUGGACACCACAUAAAUGCACUUUUAAUUCAAAAUUGUGUUAUUUCCUUUCAUUCUGAGUGUUCACCUUAACAUACACAGUUAUUCUAUGACACCUUAAAGUGUGGUUUUAACACUAAAAUUGUGUUAUUUCCUUUCACUGUGGGUGUUAAUUUUAACACUGUUUAAAUGUGUUGAACAGCAACAUUCGGUUCUUACCAUGUUGGGUGGAAAAGGCACACGUCCAAACUGGUUGUUGUGAUCAACUCUGUCAGGAGUGAAUGUAACUCAGUCACAGAUGUAAACAUUUAACUCACUUAAUUAACAACACUCACAGAGUUUUUAUUUAUCACUACAAGUGUUAAAAAAACACCAAAAUCAACACCCACCAACUCAAAAUUACUAACACUGAAAAAACAAUGCUAAAAAUGUUGCUGUGUACUUCUUAUUUCUCCACCCUUGAGCAGUGUGCUCCAGUAUUCAUAUGGUGAAGGAGAAAGGUUAUUAUACCAAUGCUUUAGAGGACACACACAGUGUAUACUGUACAUGUAUUCUUUGACUGCUGCGUCUCUCAGAUCUGCUCGAGAAGUCUCGCUGUAUCAGACAAGCAAAGACAGAAAGGGCUUUUCACAUCUUCUACUACAUGAUUGCCGGUGCUAAAGACAAAAUGCGCGGUGAGUGCAUGCUGUCUUCACUUUGGUGUGUAAAUAUAGAAAAAUCGUACAUCCUGCUGCACAGCUGCUGCAGCUUAAUGAUUAUAUUUGACUGAGAAUAAGGACAGAAAAUUGUACCAUCAGGCAAUUUGUGGCGAUUGAGCUGCAGAAAUCAUGAAUGAGUUGAUUGAUCUUCUUAAAAAAAUAAUAAAAAAUGACAGAAUAUUGAGAAGACUUAUCAAGCUAAACUGUUUCAUGUUUUUUCAUUGUUUUUAGAGGAGCUGCUUUUGGAGCCCUUCAGUAACUACCGCUUCCUGAGUUCAGGCCAUGUUCAGAUCCCAGCCCAGCAAGAUGACGAGAUGUUCGAAGAGACCAUGGAGGCCAUGAAUAUCAUGGGGCUCACAGAGGAGGAGAGAAUCGGUAUUUGGAGCUUAACUGUAGAAGAGAUCUUUCCAGGUUAAAUGAAAUGUUGUUUCUCUGACGUAUGUCUCCUUGUCUCAUGGUAGAUAUUCUGAAGGUGUGCUCCACAGUCAUGCAGCUGGGAAACAUUAAGUUCAAUAAGGAGAGGAACCAGGAGCAGGCCACCAUGCCGGACAACACCGGUUAGAAAACUAAACGUCUCCUUAUAUACAGAAUAAAAAACUUCUGCAGAAUGAACCAGCGUAUUUCUUUCUCUCCCUUCAGCUGCCCAGAAGGUGUGUCACCUGCAGGGAAUCAAUGUGACAGACUUCACCCGUGCGAUCCUCACUCCUCGCAUCAAAGUGGGCAGAGAGGUGGUGCAGAAGGCGCAGACCAAAGAGCAGGUACUGCAGGAAGUGUGAAAACACGGCGAGACUAGAAAAACAAAUCGUGCGUGUGAUGAAACACUUCCCAAAACAAACUUCAUCACCCUGAUCCCUCAUCAGAUAUCUCCUUUGUGUUUGUUUGUAUUCAUUAGGCUGACUUCGCUAUCGAAGCUUUGGCUAAGGCCGUGUUUGAGAGGCUGUUCCGCUGGAUCCUGGCCCGAGUCAACAAGGCCCUGGAUAAAACCAAACGGCAGGGAGCCUCCUUCCUGGGAAUCCUUGACAUUGCUGGCUUUGAGAUUUUUGAGGUAUGGGUUUCAGUCAAAAACGAAAACUAGGGGGACCAUACUCUGAAUCCCUGAAAAGAAGACAUGACUACGCAAAAGCGGUGUCAAAGAGUCGCGCACAGUCAAUUUUUAGAGUUUUUCGGGUUGGAUCGAGUGUUUUUUUACACACUUCUAACUCAGUUAGUCCACACGACACAAACUUAAAACUUCCAUGCAAAACCCCGGACACUUGAAGGAUUUUAUAAACUCCCCCGGACAAGGCUGGACAGCCCCCAAAAAGAGGACAUGUCUGGGUAAAAGAGGACAAAUGGUCACCCAAACUAAAACAGUACUGCCGACUGAGAGAUCAAUUAAUUCCUUUGGUCCUGACAAGUGAUUUACAAUUUUAUACCAAAGCAAACAACAAUGUCUGUUCAUGAAAGACUCACCAGAUCAUUUUUUAUGUUUCAGGACAACUCCUUCGAGCAGCUGUGCAUCAACUACACCAAUGAGAAGCUGCAGCAGCUCUUCAACCACACCAUGUUCAUCCUGGAGCAGGAGGAGUACCAGAGGGAGGGCAUCGAGUGGAACUUCAUCGACUUUGGCCUGGACCUGCAGCCCUGCAUCGAGCUCAUCGAGAGACCUGUGAGUGACUUUGAUGCAAAAGAAAAGAUUAUUAUAGUUCUUCAGCCUGCUGUGGAUAUUUUCAGCUUUAUUAUUGUGUGAAUGUCAUUUUCAAUCUUAUCUUCAUUGCAUAUUUUCUGCAGAACAACCCUCCGGGCAUCUUGGCCCUGCUGGAUGAAGAGUGCUGGUUCCCCAAAGCCACAGACAUCUCUUUUGUGGAGAAACUUAUGAACACACAAGGGAGUCAUGUGAAGUUUGCCAAGCCAAAGCAGCUCAAAGACAAGACAGAGUUUUCCAUCUUACAUUACGCUGGAAAGGUGAGUAUGAGAGUUUAUCUAGGUGUGAUAAAAGAUUUGGGACAAUAAGUGUCACGUGUGUUUAAUUUUAGCUUGAGUAAAAUCAGUUAUGAUGUGGUGAUGCUGAGUGUCACGGAAGAUCAGACAUGAGUGAUGUUACUGUGUUUAUAGGUGGACUAUAACGCCACCGCCUGGUUGACAAAGAACAUGGACCCUCUGAAUGACAACGUCACAGCACUGCUCAACAACUCCUCCAGCCAGUUUGUGCAAGACCUCUGGAAAGACUGUAAGACAUGUGACUUGGAUGGUUUAAACUAAUAAAUAUCCCUGAUAUGGGUUUAGAUUAAUACUAGAAGAUCUUUACUGUCAGAGGGAGGAAGAAAGCCUGAAAGAUUUCAUUUUUAAGAAAAGAAAAGAGAAGAAAGAGCUUUAUUAAUUCAUAAAAAAAUAAAACUGUGUAAUAUUCCGGCGUAAAUCUAAGUUAUGGUUAAAUACACCAUAACACCAAGUUAGACACCCCCUGAAGAGAUGAAUGUUGCCGACUGCUUGCUUCUCUAGUUAUACAAACUUUAAUAACCACCGCACGAUAGCAAUACACAGAAGUAUACGUCUCCACGCGCAAACUUCAACCAAAGCGCCAGUCUUUAGCCACAAAUAAUGAUUAAAACAGCACCUAACUUCAUCAACAGUACAUAUAGGGUCCCAGCCAUAGUACUAGCCAUCAAACAUCUUUUUAGCUUUGCCUUAUUUCUUUAGCAAAGACAAUAAACACAACUCACCCACUCUCCUCCAGCAGCCGCUUGUUUGUGGGGGAGCCCUGACGAGUUGAUCACAGAGUGCAGCCGUGAAAAUUUUGUAGCACAAUAAAAACUUUGCAAACUACAGAUAACUAAUAAAAUUUGGACAUAAUAAAAACGUAGAUGAAAAAUUGUACUAGCCUACCUGGUGUAAAACGGCUCGCAACUGUGAACCGCUUCCCGCCGUUCACUCAAAGGAGCUGUUCCAAAAACUGAUUCGUUCGCAAACGUCACAUCUUGAGUGCAGUUUUGAAGAUGAAAAUGAUCACAGCACACUCAGAAAAGCAGACGAGAACUUUGUUUCUUUGGUGAAUGCAAUACACUUGUAUAAAGAAGCAAGCCACAACCAUCCCUCCAAUGACAACAAUCAAAGAGAGGCAUUUUUAUGGAUGCUCAUAUUUCCCCGCCUGUAAAAUGUGGUUUUAAAAUCCUCUAUUUUCAUUUUUGUGUACGUAUGAGCCUUUCAGCUACAACAGGAGAAGUUUUUGUUCCAGAAAACUUGAUCGGUGUUGAGUUUAUCGAUCACUGUUUUCCGUGAGAAAAAUAUGUGUUGUAUUUUUCAGCCGACAGAGUUGUUGGUCUUGACACAAUCGCCAAGAUGUCGGACAGCUCCAUGCCAAGUGGCUCCAAGACCAAGAAGGGGAUGUUCCGUACAGUGGGACAGCUCUACAAAGAGUCUCUGGCCAAACUCAUGACCACACUGCACAACACCCAGCCCAACUUUGUCAGAUGUAUCAUCCCCAACCAUGAGAAGAGGGUAAACAAAAGCACAAUGUCAUCAACAUAGAAUAUUUUGUGUGUUUGGCGUGCCUGUUAGGAAGAUGCAUCAUUUCUGGUCCAAAAUUCUGGUCCUCUUAGGCAGGGAAGUUGGAUGCUCACCUGGUCCUGGAGCAGCUGAGAUGUAACGGUGUGUUGGAGGGGAUCAGAAUCUGCAGACAAGGAUUUCCCAACAGGAUUGUCUUCCAGGAGUUUCGCCAGCGGUAAGUGGAAAAACUAGCUACCCCAUUGUCGUAUGUUUGAAUGUUUCUGUCAACUUUAUGCAUCAUUUAAGACUAAAUAUCUAUCUUUCUCGUUCCUGUCUUGAAGUUAUGAGAUCCUGGCUGCUAAUGCUAUUCCCAAAGGCUUCAUGGAUGGCAAGCAGGCCUGUUGCCUCAUGGUAAAAAACUUAAGCUGAUAAUUCUCCUCAUUGACAUUUUCACGUUGUCUGAAAUUUAAAUAGCAUCAGUUGUCUUUCUGAUCUGCUGCUUUUUUAGAUCAAACAUCUAGACUUGGACCCCAACCUGUACAGGAUUGGACAGAGUAAGAUCUUCUUCCGCACUGGAGUGUUGGCCCAGCUGGAGGAGGAGAGAGAUCUGAAGAUCACUGUGGUCAUCAUCGCUUUCCAGGCCCAGGCCAGAGGCUUCCUGGCCAGAAAGUACGAAUACACAACCUUUUUUUAUAUCUCACAACUUUUGGUUGGUUAAUCUUUAAGUGCUUUGUUGGUAGUUUGGAAGGUUUCUUGUUUUGAUUUUGGGGUGGGCUUGCAUAAAAAAAACUGAUUAUCAACCGCUGCACACGGGGGUUAACUCUACCUUGUAAUUUCGCCAAUUUAAGACAUUUUAACCCAAACUCUACUGUCAGGAUAAGUGAAAACUUUUCCUUUGCUGUCACAAAUGAUCAGUUGUUGAGGUCUGCAGGCAUCAGAAAAAAGUGUACGUGGUCAACACGUACACUUCCUCAAAAAAACUAAACAAAACUAUCCUUUUAAAAGUAAAGGGGGGGGGGGUCUUUAGUCUCUUGUGUAUUUCUCACUUUGCUUUAUUUAAUAUAUUGUACACCGGUUGUGUUGUUGUUUAAAGGGCGUUCGCCAAGAGGCAACAGCAGCUUACAGCCAUGAAAGUGAUCCAGAGGAACUGUGCUGCCUACCUCAAACUCAGGAACUGGCAGUGGUGGAGGCUCUUCACAAAGGUCGGUAAAGUACUUAGUCGAAUCAUGAAAUAAGAUAAAUUAUAGAAAAUGAUAUACUUUUGUACAGGAGAGGAAUAGGGCCACUGGAGAAGAAGAAGAAAAAAAGGUCCAAUGUAUUUUUUUAUUAUUAUUAUUCUGAGAUGAAAGUCAGAAUUCUGAGUUUAAUCUCAGAUUUCUGACCUUUUUUUCUCAGAAUAAUAAAAAAAUAUCAGACCUUUUUUUUCUUUUUUUUCCAAUGGCCCUAAUCUUCUUCCGUACAUUUGUUUUUUAACUAUUAAAACUUUAUUAUAUAUAUUAUUAUAAAUUUAUUAUAUAUACAUUUAUUUGUUGAAAUUUAUUGAAUUUCCCUUUGAGGAUAAAAUAAAGUUAUUCUAAUUCUUAUUUUAAAACAGGUCAAGCCACUGCUGCAAGUGACCCGACAGGAGGAGGAGAUGAGUCUGAAAGAAGAAGAACUUCAAAAAGCCAAAGAAGUUGCUACAAAGGUUGAAUCUGAACUCAAGGAGAUCUCCCUGAAACACACGCAGGUGAAGAACAAAACCGCAGCAAACCGUUUUCUAUCACGUCCACAACUUUACAAGUGAAAGCGAACUACUUUCUUACCGUCUGUUUCCUUCAGGUUGUGGAGGAGAGGAACGCGCUGCAGGAGCAGCUUCAAGCAGAGACAGAGCUGUACGCUGAGGCUGAGGAGAUGAGAGUUCGUCUAGGAGCUAAGAAGCAGGAGUUGGAGGAGAUUCUCCACGAAAUGGAGGCGAGGCUGGACGAGGAGGAAGAACGGGCUCAGACGCUUUUACUGGAUAAGAAGAAAAUGCAGCAGCAGAUGCAGGUCUAUACAUGUGUUCACAGCUGAUGUCUACACUCAGAUAUUAAAGUUCUAGUCAUGUGAGAACUUAGCAUCAUAAAGUGAAGUUAGCGUUUUCUUCUGGCAGGAAUUGGAGGAACAUUUGGAGGAGGAGGAGGAUGCUCGUCAAAAGCUACAGCUGGAGAAGGUCACGUGUGAGGGGAAGAUUAAAAAGCUGGAGGAUGACAUCCUGGUGAUGGAGGACCAUAACAACAAGCUGCUCAAGGUAAAAACAGAUGAACAGAACUUCACUUAAAGGUACAGUGUGGGGGGAACAAAAGUUUCUCAUCUUUUUGGUGUAUUUGUAGGAGAGGAAGCUGUUGGAGGAGAGGGUUGCAGACUUCAGUACAAACCUAGCAGAAGAAGAAGAAAAGUCAAAGAACCUCACCAAGCUGAAAAACAAACACGAGUCCAUGAUCUCUGAGUUAGAAGGUAAUCUGUUCAUCACAAGUACCAGAAAUGGUGUCAUAUAUUGAAAUCAUUUACACCGAUUGACAUUUUUGCUUUGUUUGCAGUCCGCUUGAAAAAGGAAGAAAAGGGUCGACAGGAGCUGGAUAAGGCGAAGCGAAAGUUGGAAGCAGAGACGAAUGACCUACAGGAGCAGAUCGCCGACUUGCAGGCUCAGAUCGCCGACCUCAAAGCCCAGCUGGCAAAGAAGGAGGAGGAGCUUCAGAAUGCAUUGGCCAGGUAACAUGACGAAAAUAGUGCCAUGACACACCGGAACUCACCUGAAUCCAUGAUACUUAAAGUAUACAGAGUAUUUCUUACGAAUAUUGUUCUGGUUUCCACUUACUUCCAGAUUAGAAGACGAGACGGCUCAGAAGAACAACGCCCUGAAGAAGAUCAGAGAGCUUGAAGGACACAUCUCUGAUCUGCAAGAGGACCUGGACUCUGAGCGCGCCGCUAGGAACAAGGCAGAGAAGAUCAAACGAGACCUUGGAGAGGAGCUGGAGGCUCUCAAAUCUGAGCUGGAGGACACUUUGGACACCACUGCCACUCAACAGGAACUUAGGUCAGUCAGACUCUGCCAGUAAACAUGAAUAGGAAAGAAUAAGUUCAAAUUCUUACAAGUUUUAAUGAAAUAAUGUUGCAGAUGGAGGUGAUAAAACAUCUUUAUUUCUUAAUUGUCCAGGGCCAAACGUGAGCAGGAGGUGACGCUGCUUAAGAGAGCCAUGGAUGACGAAAACCGGACCCAUGAAGCUCAGAUCCAGGAGAUGAGACAGAAACACACCCAGGCUACUGAGGAGCUCACAGAGCAACUGGAGCAGGCCAAACGAGUAAACCAGCUUCAAAAUACGGAGAUGCCGUUUUGUUUUUGAAGUUCUGCUUUAGAAAAGUUGAGGUACUUAUCCUGAGUUUUCUCUUUUCUGUUCAGGUCAAGUCAAACCUUGAAAAAGCUAAACAAGCUCUGGAGAAAGAGACAUCAGAACUCACCAUGGAGGUUCGCUCGCUCGUUCAGGCCAAACAAGACGGGGAGCACAAGAGGAAGAAGUUGGAGGGUCAGGUGGCGGAUCUGCAGUCCCGCUUCACCGACAGUGAGAAACAGAAGGCGGAGCUGGGAGAACGCUGCUCUAAGAUCACUGUAAAUAAGAAAUUCAUCAAUACUGAUAAUGCAUAAAUGUUAACAGACGACAACACUGAUGUGCAGAGAAUGACAUUUCAAGCGGACUCACGUUUUCCUUCUUCAAGGUUGAACUGGAGAGUGUGACGAAUCUUCUGAACGAAGCAGAAAGCAAGAACAUCAAACUGAGCAAAGAUGUGUCCAGCCUUACCUCCCAACUCCAAGACACUCAGGUACAUUACGACGUCUGUAUCUUAACCAACAAACGAUCUGCCCGUAACCCUUUGAUUUUGACCCAAACCUCACAAUAUUUGCUGAACACUUUCCAGGAACUGCUGGCUGAGGAGACGCGUCAAAAACUGCAGUUCUCCACAAAGCUACGGCAAGCCGAGGAUGACAGAAGUAGCUUACAGGAGCAGCUCGAAGAGGAGAUGGAGGCCAAAAGGAACGUGGAGAGACACGUGUCCACUCUCAACAUUCAGGUCAGAUUUGCUGAAUUGUUGUGGUUCUUUUUUUGUUUUGUUUUCAAGAAGUAUUUUACCCCCUCUGGGACUAUUAAAGGAACAUCUUAUCUUACCUUAUCUUAUGAAAAGUCUUUUUUCUGCCAACAGUUGUCAGAUUCAAAGAAGAAGCUCGAGGAAAUGGCCGGAAAUAUCGAGCUCCUGGAAGAAGGCAAGAAACGUUUACAGAGAGAUCUAGAGGCAGCGAAUACACAGUUUGAGGAAAAAGCCUCUGCAUUCGAUAAGCUGGAGAAGACCAAAAACCGUCUACAGCAGGAGCUCGAGGACACAUUGAUGGACCUGGACAACCAGAGACAGAUUGUGUCAAACCUGGAGAAGAAGCAGAAGAAGUUUGACCAGGUCAGUCCAAAAUUUUCAAGCCAGCAAAAAAAAUAACGCAUAAGUAUAAUCUGCACUUUGCCCUGGGAGUACACCUGUCCUCUCUGAUCUACAGAUGCUGGCCGAGGAGAAGAGUAUCUCCAGUAAAUAUGCAGAUGAGAGAGACCGGGCUGAAGCCGAGGCUAGAGAGAAGGAGACCAAGGCUCUGUCUCUGGCACGAGCUCUGGAGGAGGCCCAGGACUCCAGAGAGGAGCUGGAGAGAGCCAACAAAGCCCUGAGGACUGAGAUGGAGGAUCUGAUCAGCUCCAAGGAUGAUGUUGGAAAAAAUGUGAGAAAUCUUCCUGUGACACUUGGGCAAACGACUCCAUGGUUUAUUGGUGUUCUUUAAUACUGUGGAGAUGAAAAUAUGGUGUCAUUUAUUGGUGGCAGGUCCACGAGUUGGAGAAGUCCAAGCGAGGCCUGGAGGCUCAAGUGGAGGAGAUGAAGACCCAACUGGAGGAGCUUGAGGACGAGCUGCAGGCAGCUGAGGACGCCAAGUUGCGUCUGGAGGUCAACAUGCAAGCUCUGAAGGCCCAGUUUGAGAGGGACCUCCAGGGACGAGAUGAGAUGGGAGAGGAGAAGAAGAGACAGCUCGUCAAGCAGGUACGAAAAUGAUCAGAUUCAGUCCUUCGAUUAAAAACUGGAAAUCUGCUCCAACAUCAGAGAACGUCACAUGAGCAACAAUAACAUUGACUGACUGCAGGUUCGAGAGCUGGAGACCGAGUUGGAGGAUGAACGUAAGCAGAGGGCCCAAGCAGUAGCAGCUAAGAAGAAGUUGGAGACAGACAUGAAAGACCUGGAGGGACAAAUCGAGACGGCUAGUAAGGGACGAGAUGAGGCCAUCAAACAACUCCGCAAGCUUCAGGUAAGAGCGAAAGAGGAGUGGGUAAAAUCAUAGACUGAGGGGCUGCGGAGAGGGGGCCCCAGUGGAGUGAAUGAAACAGUUGGUUUAAAGUAUUUAAUUAAAAAAAAUAAUAAGACAAAAAAUCAUUUAAAAAAAGCAGAGCUUGUGUAAAAAUUAUUGUGGAAAUGAACUCAUGCGUUAGCAAAUAAAUAUGCUAAUUGAAAGAGGCGGGAUCAGCACCUUGGAGAGCUCCACAGCACCAUGGUACGCACUUAAAAUCACAGGUUAGGAUUUUGUCUUUGAACAAUAUUUGGAAUCACAAGGAUGUAUUUGUUUUGUGUUAUUUCCACCUGUAGGCUGUCAGCAAACAGUUUCUAUGCCCAUGUGACAAAGCUCUCAGAACUUUAAUUGGGGUGUACUUAUUUUUGUAUCUUGAUUUUGAAUUGAAAAAAAUACUUUUUUGUAUGCAACUUAAAAAAUCUUGUUUGCAAUCAAUGGCCUACAUUUAGGGAAGUAUCUUGUUGUAUACGGACAUAGAAAAUGUUGAUUUUGAAAGGAAACUAAAGGUUUUCUAACAACUCUGAAAGGGUGUACUCAUUUAUGCUCAGCACUGAAGAUGAACUGGAAACCCUCAAACAUCAUGUUUACAUUGACAUCCUGAUAGUGGUCGUCUCUUUCCUGUCACUAUCCUAUUUCCUCUACCCACUCCUGAUUUUUCUCAUCCUCCCACCAGGGCCAGAUGAAGGACUACCAGAGGGAGCUGGAAGAUGCUCGUGCUGCCAGAGAAGAAGUGCUGGCUACUGCGAAGGAGAGUGAGAAGAAGGCCAAGAGUCUGGAGGCUGAGCUCAUGCAGCUGCAGGAGGUAACAUAUUUAAUCUCUAACUUGAUUCACAGUGAAGAUUUGGGAUAACAAGAUAAUCCCUGAUGUGUUUCCAGGAUCUGGCUGCAGCUGAGAGAGCGCGUAAGCAGGCAGAGGCGGAGAGAGACGAGCUGUCUGAUGAGCUGGCCAGCAACUCCUCUGGAAAGUAGGUGAUGAGUCUACUCCUCUUUCACCUGUUUACAAAAUGGAGGUUUCAGCUGUUUCCUCUUGCUUGUAGGUCAGCCUUAUCGGAGGAGAAACGCCGUCUGGAAGCCAAGAUUUCCCAGCUGGAGGAGGAGCUGGAGGAAGAGCAGAGUAACAUGGAGAUCCUCAAUGACAGGCUGAGGAAGAGUUCACAGCAGGUGACCGAACCGUAACAAUUCCUUUAUUUACCGCCGAAACCAAAGAUCACAGAGGUCUCACCCCUGCCUGCACAUAUGUUCCUCCCUCAGGUGGAUCAGCUGAACAACGAGCUGCAGACAGAGCGCUCCACCUCCCAGAAGAACGAGAGCGCUCGGCAGCAGAUGGAGCGCCAGAACAAGGAGCUGAAAGCCAAGCUCCACGAGAUGGAGAACCAGGUGAAGUCCAAGUUCAAGUCCUCCAUCUCUGCCUUGGAGGCGAAAGUGGCACAGCUGGAGGAGCAGCUGGAGCAGGAGAACAGGUCUGCAUACACAGAAACACCCUCUGCUAAAUAAGGUCGGGUGUAUUUGUAUGAUCCCUGAACCCUCUGUUUUUUUCCUCCAGAGAGAAGCAGGCAGCUGCCAAGGGUAUUCGCCAGAAGGACAAGAAGCUGAAGGACCUGAUGAUGCAGGUGGAGGACGAGAGAAAGCAGGCAGAGCAGUACAAAGACCAGGUGAAUGAUUAUGUACUUUUUACAGUUACCAUGGUGAUUUCCCAGGUCAGAGGAGAGUCAGCUUUGUGAUUUAACCAACCUGGAUUACCUUUUGAUAAGUUCAUGGUUUUCCCGUCAGGCGGACAAAUCGAACACCCGCAUGAAGCAGCUCAAGAGGCAGCUGGAGGAGUCAGAGGAGGAGUCUCAGCGCGCCUCGGCCGCCCGCAGGAAGCUGCAGCGGGAGCUGGAUGAAGCCACCGAGGCCAACGACGCCAUGAGCCGAGAGGUCAACUCUCUGAAGAGCAAACUCAGGUGGGGAAAAGUGUCUUUUGUCUUAGUUUGUUUGUCUUACUCACCUUUUGCUGUGUGCUACAACUCGACACGAAGGCCCGAUCCCAAUCUGACCCCUACACACUUACUUGCCCUUCACGACCGAAGUUGAAAUGGGAUGAUAUGAACAAAACGAGUGGGUAUGGGAUGCCCUCCUUGCUCAACCAGAAAACGGAAAGAUUAAUCGCCAUAGCAACAUAAAGACACGUCCUUUGCAUGGCAGCAUUUCUUUUGAAAGUAAACAGGCAUCAUGUACAGUUCUGAGUUACAGUUCUUGCUCGACGGAGCAAAUACGGAACACGCUCAAUACAGAUCCUGUAUGUUUUUGGCUUCAGACUCACUAUUUGAGGGCUGAACGGUCUGAGUGGGGAGGCGUAAACAGAGGGGGAGUGUGUAGGGGCCGGUUUGGGAUUGGGCCAAAGACUGCUAUAUGAAUGUUACCAGAAACGUCUGGGAGAUUUCUGUGAUGAGUAAAAUAAACAAGAGGUUUACAGCUCUCUGAAGAUGAUUCAUGUCACAUUUUGGCUACUUUCCCGUUAUUAAAACAGUCCUCUUUAAAGGAUUGUAAGCCUCUUAUCUUCAGCAUUAAGUUGGCCUUACUGAGCACAAGCAAAACAAUGGUGUCCAUCUCUAUUCCAGAGGCAAUCCUGAACCCAAGGAGUAACACAGCAGGUACCUCUGCGCCUAAAAGUUACCCAUCACCAUUUCCUAUUAACCUACCAUGACUUUGCACUUCCUUGUGCACUCUCUUGCUGCUAUAGUUUUUUCUUCAAUGGCCUAACUGAGAGAAAUACUGCUAAUCAACGAAAAAUUGAGAAACCACAAAUAUGUCAAGAGUCAAGUUUUCAUGAAUCCUGUUUAAACUGGUGGCUGUAUUUUUCUCAGUGCUUGGUUUAACUGCAGUAAACCAAACUCAUUCUCCUGAGCCAGGAGUCAGAUGAGUUCAACGAUAACCAGCGUGCUUUACCUGCAAUCAAAGCACAACCAAUUCUCUUUCAUAAACACCUGAGUGGUUUUCAGAGAAAUAAAACAAACUUAACCUUCUCAGAAACCGCUACAAAACCACUCCUCUCACUUUGUGAACUCUGUCUCCGUGUUUGUGUCUCCCCUGCGUCCGUCAUUGUGGCAUUUCAGGCGCGGGAAUGAGCCCUCCUUCAGCAGCGCACCUCGCCGUAUGGGCGGAGGCAGACGGGUGGUUGAGGAUGCCUCGGAGGAGGAGGUGGACUCCCAGGGCGACUUCAACGGAACAAAGUCUGCUGAGUAGAGGAUCUCACACAAACAAAUAUCAGAUUAGCUUUUGAGUACAAGGACUCCCAUUUCUAAAAAAAAUAAAUCACUCUGAGGCCUGUUUUACUAUCUAGCCCUUCCAUAAUUCUCCAACAUAUAAAGUCCCUCAUUUCCAAUAGUAUACUGAUCUGUCUCUUUGACUUGGAGCACUUUUUCUCUGCACAAAAAUAAUCAGGACUAUCAAUCAGGAGUUGUUUGUUGGCUGUUUGUGUACGAUUUGCUAUUACACGUACAUUUUCUACCACUUACACUGUUUUGUACUGCACUGAAUGACUGAUCCUGUCUUAUGCAAGGUUUUGUACACAACUUAAGGCGCCUCUAAUUACCAUGCUACCUGCCAGCAAAAGCCUGAUGUCUCUGAAGUCACAUAAGAAGUUAAAGCAGAGCCGACAUGUGGAUCUGUAACUCGGUGACUGUUGUUCUGUUGCCUGUGACUGCUGUUAGUGUUUGGAGCGGCACUGAAGUUUCUCAACAGAUUUUAAGUGUAGAAAGAUAGUCAGUGCUGCCGUUUGUACCCCGUGCAUCGAAUAUUUAGCUUUCAAACAAUUUCUUGCCACCACUUUAUGUUAUUUGCACUUUUUUCAUGCUCAGAUGGUUUUUAUAACUUUGAAUCAAGCCAGUUAACCAAAAGAUAACCCAGUGAUAAAUCCACAAGCCACUAUAACUAUAGAGCACUUAGCAGCAUCCCCUCCCCACUUUGUCCAGAUUAACUGUACAUGUUGGAAAGUACCCCAAACACCCUAAGAAGCCAAAACAUCCUUAAUUGAUCAAGUUAUUAAUGUAAUCAGCUGAUGUUUACAUGACACAACUUCUAUUAUUUUUGAACCACCUGCACAACAAAUAAAGAUGUCAAAAAUAUGUAUACAUUCUCCUUUAAUUGUUUGUCUUGGUCAGUAACUUUGAAGAUCAAACUGGAAUCAUCAAAACACAACAUUACCACCUAUUAAAGGGAUAUUUCGGCGUAAAUUUAAGUGAUGGUCAAACAUGCUGUAAUACUGAGUUAGACACCCUCUUGAGAGAUGAAUGUUGCCGACUGCUUGCUUCUCUAGUUAUACCAACUUAAGUAAUGAUUGCACUAUAGCAAUACACAGUCUGAGGAGCCAUAAACAAACCUCAACCAAAACGCCACUCUAUAGCCACAAAUAAUGAUCAGAACAGCACCUAACUUCAUCAACAGUACAUAUAGGGUCUUAGCCAUAGUACUAGACAUCAAACGUUUUUUUAACUUUGCCAGAUUUCUUUAGCAGAGACUAAACGCAACUCACCCACUCUCCUCCAGCAGCCACUUGUUUGUGGGAAAGCCCUGAAAAGUCGAUCACCAAGUGCAGUGGAGUUUCACAGCUCAAGGAAGAGCAUUUAAGAGUGCAAGAUUAUUAUUAUGAUGAUAAUUACUUCAUGGAAAUGAUCCGCUGUACUCGGUGAUUGACUCGUCAGGAAAUGCAAUCACAGUUCUUGUGCAUCUCUUAUGUGCACUGCAGGCACAUUAGUUCUUCUGCCUUAGCGUCUCGGUCUGAUUGCAUUUCCAUGAAGAAAUAAUCAUAAAUUUUCCGCUGCACUUUGUGAUCGACUCAUUCGGGCCCCCCCCCCCAUAAGCAAGCCACUGCUGGAAGAGAGUGGGUGAGUUGUGUUUAGUCUCUGCUAAAGAAAUCUGGCAAAGUUAAAAAGAUGUUUGUUGGCUAGUACUAUGGCUGGGACCCUAUAUGUACUGUUGAUAAAGUUAGGUGCUGUUCUGAGCAUUAUUUGUGGCUAUAGAGUGGCGUUUUGGUUGAGGUUUGCAUGUGGAGACGUAGACUAUUGUGUAUUGCUAUCGUGCGGUCGUUACUAAAGUUGGUAUAACUGGAGAAGCAAGCGGUCGGCAACAUUCAUCUCUUGAGGGGUGUCUAACUCGGUGUAUACGGCAUGUUUGACCCAAACUUAAAUUUUCACCGGAAUAUCCCUUUAAGUCAACAGAAAACUGCUUAACAACUUGAGAAGAGUUCAGUACCUCAGGCACAUUCACUUUGAAGUCGAUUCACAGAAGCAAAGGUGCUGCAGACUUUGACCCAGUGCACAGUGGUCAUGGAUUAUAUUUCAGCUCAAUCUUGUUAAAAGGAGACGUCUCAUUCUGAUGCAAAAGUUAAUUCCUACAGUUCAGUUUACAGUGACGCCAGCUGUUACAGUGUAGUCACAUACGCUUAAUUAACUGCCGGACUGCAGUAGCAACAACAGUGAUAGAAGUGGAUCAACCAGAAACAUUUGAGGAGUCACUUUGAUGGACUCUUUUCACCCAUUCAAAAGUCUGUCACUAAAAGGCAGGACAGGGUAUUCAAUAAAGGCUCUAGUAUAUAUACCUACACAAAGACUACAUACUGUGCUCAGCUCUCAUAUAAUUCAUAAAAUCUAUUAUUGCUUGGUCUCUCUCUGUUCCUCCAUCACACCAACCUCCAUGGCAGUCCUACAUUUAUAUGGGAAUUGUUACUAUACAUUCAGUAGUGAACAAGAAAUAAACUAACAUCUAUAGUCAACUCAAACCUGUACAAAAGUUAUUAGUAACACAAGGUUAUGAAACUACAGGAUAACACAUUAUUUCAUCUCUGAGGCAGUACAUUUAUUCUAUUCCUAGAUUCAACAUUUAUAAGCCUUGCUGCUUAUGUACCAACACAAUGAAGUCUGUUAAAACAAGUGAUUAUGGCAGGACUGGGUCAAACUGAAAACUUCAGAUCAAGAGAAUGAAAGUCUGUACUCUUAGAAACUUCAAUUUUAUAACCUAUCACAGCAAAGCAAGGCCUACAAACCGCGGUAAGAGGUAAAAACAAUGACGAAGGAAGGCAGCAAUGGCUAUUCUCAUAUCGAUUCAUGGCAUCAUCUUAUUUGCUUUCAACUUUUUAAAGAAGCUAAAAAAAAGAAAAAUUGUUGAAACCGUCUUAACGGCCAAUACCUAACACACUCCCAGUGUUGUUUUGUGCAGCAUUAUUCAAGUCCAGUUUGAAAUAAAAAACAAAAAUAAACCUGCUAAUGAUAUUCAUAACUUUCAAAAAGUUCAAAAGAGAGCAAAAACCAAACCCACUGCUUUCAUAGUUGAUAAGUUUUCAUCUACCGAAGCUCAAGAAUAAUACAUAACCUAAAUCUCCAGGUUUUUGGUCCCUGUAUCAGCGCCACAUAAGGUGGCUGUUAUUCAAAGAACUGGUUUCCUAUUCGGUCCAUGUUUCAUGAUCAGUGGAUAUUGCAGAUACCAACUUAAAUGUGUUUUGUGGGAAGAGCCGUGUUUAUCCACCAUCCACCACAACAAGCACACAGCGAGAAACAAAAGUUGGAUAAUACUUUCUGAGAAGUUACCCAUCACAGUGUAACAGAUACAGCAGAAGUCCAUGUGUGCAGUAGGUCGUUCGUUUCUUGACUUUUACAGAGGCUGUGGCGGUGCGUGUUACCAUAGAUGCGGUUUAAUAUUAGCCCGAGGCAGUAGAAGUCCAAAUGCUGAUUAUGUGGGGCGUGGAGCAAGCAUUGUGGCUUUCUUGUUCAAAUUCACUGGGACAUGUGGUGACACAGGGAGAAAGCUCAUGUUUGAAAUCCUAUUGCUGUAGUUUAUUAUGGAGGGAGAGGGGACAGAGAGUUGGAGUCACAUCGGCUUUCUGCGUCCCCCCCUCAUAGCAAAAUUUUAACUCCUCCCUGAGGAGACUGGGCACCCUGAGAGACUCCUCUGGGAGGCGCUGGUCCAAACUCCAACCGCUUCACUAAACUGGGAGACAAGAGAGAGCAAAUUUAAUCAUGAAGCACAAGAUACAACAUUCAAAAUCCCCACUUUUUGAUAGCCUUACUUUGCAUUUUGAAAUAAAUAUUUUUUUUAUUUGUUAACUUGGUAUUUUUCCUGCAUUCAUGUGGUUUCUGACAUGUUGGCAAAACAGGUUUCACAGUUGGAAACCGCAUGUGAACGCCCGCUCAAGUCGGAACAACAACUUGAAAACUGAGGAAUGAACUUGGUGCCUGACUUGUUGACUUGACAUCAUAUUCGAAGGAAACAAUGUUUUGUUCAUGUCAAGACACAGAAAGUUUUUGACAGAAAGAACAUCAACAACCACAGACUCAGGUAGAAAUCAGAAAAAAAAAAAGAUUCCUUUACAGCUCUGCAAGUUUCCACACAGAGUGGAAAGAGUAAAGGAACCGCAGGUUGUGUGACUCACCUGUCAUACUGAGGACUUGUGGCUUGGAGCUCAGAGCUUCCAUCUAAACCAGACAGACUCCCUGGGGCGGCUGUGAGUGCAGGUCUGCUGACUGAAGUGUCGUACACAAAGUCUCUACAGGAUGCCAGUUUUGACUCGAGAUUCUAACAGGUAAAAAAAGAGUCAGGUCAUAUAUAAGUGUCUGAAUGUGUAGUAAGAAUUGUGAACUGUAAAAGUAAAAGUUUCAACUCCCUUACUCCAACUUUCCUGAGCAGCUCCCCAACAAUGUUCAGUGCAGAUAUUCUGGCAGAUGUAGUGAGUGGAGUCCCAGUUAGUCCAUCACCUAAAAGAAUAAAAUAUCAGCAGUGAAUCACUCAGUUUGCUGAUACACAGGGCUACUUUCAUUGUAGCAGAGGCUUUUCUAUUUACCUCGUCUGAUACUGGAAGCGGGAGGCGUGGCAAAUGAGCUGAUAGGUUUUGAAGGUGUUGCGGGAAUGGAUGGGUUGGCAGCUGAGGGGCACGGUAGGUCUGAGCGAUCUGUGUCUUUGCCCAAGCUGCUGGAAGGUCGUCUCUCUUUCUGACGAACAGCCAGUUCCUGGCGAAGGUCUGACACAUAAAAAAAGACAGAGGACGUACGACAGAUGAGCUUUUCAUAAAUGACAGAUUCAAGUGCCUCGUCUCCAAAGAACAAAGACAUUUUUCUAUAUGGCAUUACAGAUACGGGAUUGCGGGGAUAUGAAACAACUGUAAAAAGCACAUUAGUGUUGUUUGUGAACACGCCAAGAUGAACGCACUAAUAUUUUGGUGAAUGGUAAGCUGAGUCGCUCAUUUUUUAACUCGUGAAUGAGAGCGUGAGCAUAGUUCUCCCUGGAGUCAGUGAAAGACGACUAACAUUCAGAGGUGUUGAGAGCUGCAUGAAGUUACCAUUAUAGCAGCCACAGUAUCUGGCGCUACUCCCUGCUAUCAGCUACUUCAAACAUUUUGAGUAGUUUUAUGAACAAAUCAGGACUGUUGACACUGAACGAGAGUGUUUGGUUCAAAAGUUGAAACCUUUAGUUACAUUUUCUUCCACCAAAUAUUAGUUUUUUCUAAGUUGACAAAACUGCAGAUGUUUCCCAUGUUCACUUAGCAAAUCAAACUAAAAUGCAAUUUUCUUGUUUUGUUUUUUUUUUUAACCCCAGAGUUCAUCUAUUAAAAUGUGCAGUUGAGUUUGACAAAACUUUGUCAGUGGUUCACUUUUAGUGUGAACAUGCACAACACUGAAGCUCAGAAUGUAAGCACUGUGUUGGUUGGGUUCAUAAGUUAAACUGAGAUGUAGCCAGAACUGAAAGCUUUAAUUACAAACAACACAAAAGAUCACCACCACCACCCAAAAAAAGGAUGAUGACAAACAUUAAGCAGAUUUAUGUCGUUGCACUUGUAUGAAUCUGUUCUACCUUAAAGAGCCACUUAUAACAGAAAUCCACAAUCAUUGCAAACUUGACAAGCUAUGAUCAGAAGUUGUUUACCUCUAGCUUCAUCCUUGAGCCUCUGUACAGACUCCAGCAGGUUCUCCUUCUCAUCCAACUCGCUCUCCAGAAAGGCAUUCCUCUCAAUGACAUGAUUCAUUCGCUGCUCAAAGUCCUCAAGUGACAUGAUGGUAGCCCUGGGAUAAGAGGAGCAUUGGUUGGUCCAAGUUUUUACUCUGAAUAUCACCUCUCUUUUUUAUAGUAAACCUAUGUGUGUACACGCACUUACGUCUGAGAAAAUUAGUUACCUCGUCAUUGGAUGUCAAUGAGAUAAUUACAUAAGACCUCUUAGACACUGACCUCUUGGUCCUCUCCAGGUCAUCAUUGGAUUGCUCGAGCUCCCUGAUGUAUUUCUGCAGGUGAUCUCUCACUGCUUUGGUUUGUGCCAGAUCUUCCUCCAGGGUUGAUAUGUGUCUAAAAGCAUCAGUAUGCUGAGCCUCAAAUUUCUCCUAAAAAGGCACACAGACAUGGAUGUAAUGACACUGCAGAGAUGAAUUUUCAUGACCCAAAAAGCCCCCUUAAGUUAUUUUUCAUUCCUCAAGCAACCAGAGGGUUAAUAGCACAAUCAUGCAUUCACUACUUCUAUUGCUGUUCCUUUCUCCAUGGACUGUUGGACAAAAAUAGCAGUCAGCUGCCUUAUAGCUGGGCGGCAGUUUUCCUUGUGGCUGUAAUGAUUCGGGGGGGUUGAUAAAAGGUGGUUUGUUUGAGCCUGCAUGUCUCUAUUUCUACUCCCAUCAGAAGGAAUAGUAACAUUUUCCAAAUUUAACUGGGUCAAAAGAGCUCGUCAUGCCCUGUAGGGACAGGGGGCCUAUUUAUAUUCAAGGUGCUCUCUACCUUGAUGUUCUCCAGCUCCACGCGGAGUCUGUUGUUGUCCAGAACCAGCUCCUUGUUUCGACUAUCACACUGCUUUAACUCGAUCUCCAGCUCUGCUUCAUAGUCUCGACUCAUCUGCUGGAACUCCUGCAGCUCCUCCUGAGCCUCCUCGGCUCUGAUGAAAAAGAGGUUAUCAUACUGAUGACAGGAAUCUCUUAGGUUGUGUCAAACCCCUGUUGUUGUUGUUGUUAUGAAGCUGAAUGUGAGUGUGGUGGUGUUACCUCUGAUGAUGGCGCUGUGCCUGGUCCUUCCAGAAGCCCAGCUCCUCCUCUAACGAUGCAAACUUGUGUGUUGGCUCUACCAUAUUUGCUUGUUAUGAUAUAGUAGGGUUCACCUGUUAAAUCCACACAGUACACCUAUUAAACCCGUCUUUAAGUGAAGCCAAAAUCACCAUUCAAAACACCCAAACUACCACUGUCUCUAAACACUAGCUAGGUCAGUUAGCUCCAGUCUACAGCCUAUUUCUCAAAACUGAGAUAGGUCAGAACUACAUAAAACAGGUCGUUUGACUUAUUUAAUCAAACACGAGAAGAUACGAAUGAUAUUUCAGCGCAUUCGCUACUUUUUAAGCGGUCUGUUUCCAAACACUAAGCUUUUUAGCUAGGCUAACACAGCUAGCUCGAUGAAGGAUUUGGUCCGAAUUUAUAAAACCGUUCCGAAGAAAGAAGCUAAACAGACUCACCUGCACAGAAAUAAGAGGUUAAAACAUUCUACUGCUGGGUGGUUGUGUUCAAAGUAAGAAAGACAAAAUAGCACGGCUUUGUACAACAACAGACGUCUUGAAACUGUACAAACUAAUCUCUCAUUACGUUAGUGAAAGAAGACGGGGGUCGACCCACCAAUCAAAUCCAAACGAACACUCGUUUCUCGUUCACCAUUGGCCAAAGGUGGUGACGUAGAGAAAAUGUCAUCCAAUCACAUUACUCAAUCACAUUAGACCUACCGAAAGGGGGCAUUGACGCUGCACUCAAAUCAACCAAUGAACUGAGGCGACUGUGUCCCCCAUGUAUUCAGGACCACCUGCUGGAGAAGAAAAAAAACUGCUUAUCUUACUUUUACUCUUUUAAUGAGAUGUUCUCUUGUUUUUUUUUUAACCAAUAAACUGUUUUUAUAUUCCUUUACUGUGAAAUUUCUUUAGCCCUUUGAGGUCGCUUAAUGUAAAGGGCACUACAAAUAAAAUGUAUUUUAUUAUUUUAUUAUUAUUAUUACCACCACUCAAAAUUCUGGGUCCUGUCUAUAGACUGUAUAUAAAAACAUAGUAAAAUAUAUACAUAUUAUAUACAGUCUAUGGUCUACAGUCACCUCAGCAAGUUUGUUAUCAACAAAUUAAAGUAGACUAUUGUGUUUCUAAACACAUCUAAAGACCUACCUUUUUGGUCUGGCAGUCUUUUAAACUGCAUUAUGUGAUUUGAAGCUAUUUUAGUCCUAGAGUAAUUAUUUUGUGUUUUAUUACCUUUUUUUAAAUUUACUUUCUUUUAUUUUUUGAUUGUAAGACUUUUAUUUAAUAAAAUUUUUAUCACCUUUAUUAUACUUUAUCGUGGUUUUAAUGUUUUAGUCCGAGAUCCAGUGUUUCCUCAUCUUUCUAAACUCACGAUAGCGUUUCCUCAGUCAUCUGUGGCUAGUUGAAGUGUCCUGGUCUUUUGUGUGUGCAUCUGUGUGUGUGAGCAUGUGAGUGCUGUAUGUGUUGAAUGGGGGUUGGAAGGGUGGGUGGGGUUCGGUAUUUGUAUGUUUAUUUAUUUUAUUCCAUUGUUUUUUAAUAUCCUGUGUGAAUGAACAGCACUUUGUGUUACAUUCCAUGUAUAAAAGUGCUUUAAAAAUAAAGUUUGAUUGAUUGAUUGAUUAAUCCACACUUCUGUUAACUUACUUUCAAACCUGAGAUUUAUGGCCGGUCAUCCAAUCUGACAUUAAACUGUACUGUCUGCCACAAGCAAAAAAUAGAACACUAUAAUUCAUUACUUUGAUAGUUAAAUAUUGAUUGUCAAAUAAGAACACUUAUCACAGAGAAAUUGCUUGUUAGAACUUUCUUUAAUUAUCAGUCGAGGAAAAAAUGGCAGUUAGUAUUGUUCCCAUAAUAUUUGGUCAUCUGUUACAGAACAUGCAUACGUCAUAAAUCCAUCAGUUCAAACUUACGUUCACUAACACAAGUACUAAACCAUUGUCUCAUGUACCAUUUACCCUCAAACAAUCCCAUCAUUCCAUAGAGACCGAUCUGUUCCAGGAGUUCAAACUCUGCCCCACAAUCCCUGCCUGCCUCAUCCUCACUUUAGGACACCCUUGAUCAAUCACAACGGC
Molecule: messenger RNA, 37132 nt
Organism: Xyrichtys novacula (pearly razorfish)
Lineage: Eukaryota; Metazoa; Chordata; Actinopteri; Labriformes; Labridae
Source: the annotation of a GenBank genome assembly